Oppia nitens is the source of this 5098-nucleotide messenger RNA. It is a transcript of the gene na, whose product is annotated as sodium leak channel NALCN-like. Gene Ontology annotation, biological process: monoatomic ion transport; transmembrane transport. The transcript is spliced from 8 exons. The record is from RefSeq and is a predicted model, not a curated record. Lineage: Eukaryota; Metazoa; Arthropoda; Arachnida; Sarcoptiformes; Oppiidae. Gene Ontology annotation, cellular component: membrane. Gene Ontology annotation, molecular function: monoatomic cation channel activity. Bases 36 to 5027 code for a protein of 1663 amino acids.
UUAGACACCAAUAAGUGACACCAUCACCACCAACAAUGUUGGGUCGCAAACAAUCGCUUAGGGAUCAGACAUUUGCUCCCGAAGUCGAAGAAUGUAUCCGUACGACCACACUCUGGUGGCAAAGUGUUCACAUGAGACGAUUCAUGCGUUUCUGUGCCUUCCUGUCGCUGGUAUCGGUAUCACUGAACACAUCCUAUACGUUUCAAUCGGCAAAAUCGUUGCUUUACAUUACGUUUGUUAUCGAUUCGUUUGUUACACUGGUAUUUACCGCUGAGUUUAUAUCGAAGAUACAUCUGAGAGGAUUGAAGACCUAUUCGCACGACCGAUGGUCACAGUUUGAUGCCGUUAUGCUUGUCUGUCUCUACAUAUCCCUGACGUUACACGUAUUUGAAAUGACUGGUCAUGUCAGGCCAUAUUCGCCGACAUCGAUAUUGCGGGCACCGCGACCACUCAUAAUGGUACGGUUGGUUCGGGUAUUCCUAUCGUUUUCGAUGCCCAGGGCCCGCAUAACGCAAAUCUUUUUGCGAUCAUCUCAACAGAUCUAUAACGUUACACUGUUUUUCCUGUUCUUCCUCUCACUGUUCGGCUUACUUGGUGUCCAAUUUUUUGCCCGACUCGACCAUCACUGUGUCAUGAAAGACAACUACACCGAAGAACAUGUACCAUCCAUACAACAGUUGGCCAUUCCCGAUACCUACUGUUCGCCGAUUACCACCCGAGGACAUCAGUGUCCGCCGAAAAUGAUUUGCGUCGAAAUAACCAAUUCGAGCGGCUAUUCGGGUUUCGAUAACUUGGCCCACGCCUUGUUUACCGUCUAUCAGUCGGCCUCUCAGGAGGGCUGGAGUCAUGUCAUGUAUGCGGCUAUGGAUUCGUUGGACGCGUUCAGAGCAGCCUUUUAUUUUGUAACCUUAAUCUUCUUUUUGGCCUGGCUGGUCAAAAACGUAUUCAUAGCCGUAAUUACCGAGACGUUCAACGAAAUUCGUGUCCAAUUUCAGCAAAUGUGGGGCGAAAGAGCCAAAAUCACUACCGAAGCUACACCGUCGACACUGGUCGGCGAAAGCCAGUGGCGUCUGAUUCAGUUAACCGAUGCCGACAACCAAUCGCGUGCGCCCCGUAUAAUCAAAGCCGUCAUCAAUACGGCAUCGUUUCAGAUAUUCAUAAUGAUUGUCAUAGUGGCCAACGCUAUUGUCGGCGCGAGUGUCAAAUUUGAACACUCGGGCCGACCGCGCGAAGACUUUUAUAAGACUCUGUAUCCAUUGGAAGUUGGAUUUACAAUAUUGUUUGAUCUGGAAGUGGCGCUGAAAAUCUGGUGCUACGGCUAUCGGUCGUAUAUUCGCCGAUCACUUCAUAUCUUGGAACUGGUACUGUCCAUCGGAUCGACUAUCCAUAUCAUACCCAUACUCUAUAUGAGCGCACCGUUAGUCUAUUUUCAAGUACUACGGAUAGUUAGACUGAUCAAAGCGUCACCAGUUUUGGAGGAUUUUGUUUACAAAAUUUUCGGUCCGGGAAAAAAAUUGGGAUCACUUAUCAUAUUUACAAUGUGUCUACUGAUCGUCACGUCAUCCAUAUCGAUGCAACUGUUCUGCUGUCUCGCCAAAUAUGAAUACACAAAGUUUCAGGCAUUUCCUGAAGCAUUUAUGGCAAUGUUUCAGAUCCUAACCCAAGAGGGUUGGACUGAAGUAAUGAACGAAACAAUAUUGAGAUCGAGUAGAAGUAUUGGUCCAUUAGUUGCCGUCUAUUUUAUAUUAUAUCAUCUGUUUGUCUCAUUGAUUGUGUUGUCGUUGUUUGUGGCCGUCAUAUUGGAUAACUUGGAAUUGGAUGAAGACAUUAAAAAAGUAAAACAAUUGAAAGCCAGAGAACAGUCGGCGGGUAUUAACGAAGAAUUACCGCUAAGAUUGCGGGUAUUCGAGACGUUUCCCGACUCACCGCAGAUGACUCGCGUCCAUAAGGCUUGCAACGAGUUUUCCGUACCGAAAGUUCGCGACUCGUUUAUGCGCUGUUUUGUCGACUUGAAUGAUAUACAAGAGUCGCCAACCGGUAAACGAUUGAUCGAAAACGGUCUCGAAGUUACCAUCCGGAAGCAGAUACCGUUGCGAUUGUUGACAUCGCCGUCGAAAACCAGACAAUCGAGUCCACUUCUACGGCGAGUUCACGUAUCGACCAUUGUUUGCGAUUCAAACAAUCAACGUUUACUGGUCAGCGAUUCGGCCACCCAGUUGGCCGGAUUAUCACGUGUCAAUGGCCGAUCGAUGCGCCGAUCGGUUAGGGGUAAUAUCAAAGAGGAACUGGCACCGGAGGGUGGCGGCGAAAGUGGCGGACCGACUGUCCGCGGCCAGGAUUUUGAUUUUAAAAUGUUGCAACGUAAGCGACAACAGGCCGAAAUGAGACGUACGCAACGGGAAUGUGACCUCCGGGAAAAUCACCCGUUUUUCGAUACACCACUGCUGCUGGUUGGCCGCGAGUCCAAGUUUCGUAUAUAUUGUCAGAAAAUUAUUACAGCCAAAUACGAUCCGAAAAACAGGGACCCGAUUACCGGGAAAGAGCGUAAACUGAAAUAUAAAGGACUACACGAUUUGUUUGGUUUGGUUCCGUAUUGUGAUUGGCUGAUGAUAUUCGUAACGACAGCUUCGUGUGCGUCGAUGAUGUUUGAAACGGUUACCCGACGUGUAGAUAAUACACCCGAACUUAAGAUUGCCGAAUAUGUGUUUGUUAUUGCAAUGGCCAUUGAAUUGUUGAUGAAAACGUUGGCCGACGGCUUGUUUUUUACGCCCAAUGCACUGUUGGCACACGUGGCCGGUAUUAUGGACUUCUUUAUAUUCGGCGUUUCGCUGGUCUUCAUAGUCGUAAUGCCCGAACACGUACCGCCACAGUCCCUGAUCCAGACACUGCUUGUCCUGCGAUGUGUUCGGCCGUUACGUAUCUUUUCGUUGGUACCGCAUAUGCGUAAAGUUGUCUACGAAUUGUGUCGCGGUUUCAAAGAGAUAGCAUUGGUAUCCGUUUUGCUUAUUGUCCUCCUAUUUGUAUUCGCUUCGGUCGGCGUCCAUAUGUUUGGCGGACUACUGGCCCGUUGUAACGAUCUGAACAUUACCAGACGGGAGGACUGUGUGGGUGUAUUCAAACGGCCAGUACAUGUGACCCGAAUGAAACUGGAAAACCAUAACGACUCGAUGCCUGUCGUACUCGUCCCUAGAGUUUGGGCAAACCCGCGUCGCUUUAACUUUGAUUCGCUGGGAAACGCAAUGUUAGCCCUGUUUGAAGUACUUUCAUUCAAGGGAUGGCUUGAUAUCAGGGAUGUCCUACUGUAUCGAUUGUCUCCUUUGCACACCAUAUACAUCCAUGUGUUUGUAUUUUUGGGAUGUAUGAUCGGAUUGACCUUGUUUGUCGGUGUCGUUAUUGCCAAUUACGGUGAAAACAAAGGUACGGCACUGUUGACUGUCGACCAGAGACGUUGGUGUGAUCUGAAAAAGCGAUUGAAAAUUGCUCAGCCAUUACAUUUGCCACCCAGACCAGACCAUCAUAAGGCACGGGCCAUCAUCUACGACAUUACACAACACAUUAUAUUCAAGAGAGCCAUUGCGCUGUUAGUUUUGGCCAACUCGUCGCUGUUGUGCGUAUCGUGGGAUACGAAACAAAAACAUACCAUACCGUUGGCCACCAUAUCGGCCGGCCUGACCUGUAUAUUCGUAUUCGAAGUCCUGAUGAAAAUGAUGGCCUUCACGCCCCGCGGCUACUGGCAAUCGCGUCGCAAUCGUUACGAUCUGUUUGUCACUGUAUUGGGUGUCUUCUGGCUGGGCCUACACUUCAUCCUAAUGGACGAAACGUCCAAUGCUUUCGGUUUUAUUGUCGUAAUCCUGCGAUUCUUUACCAUCACUGGCAAACACGCCACACUCAAGAUGUUGAUGUUGACCGUUGCGGUCAGUGUCUACAAGUCGUUCUUCAUCAUAAUGGGCCUAUUCCUGUUGAUCCUGUGCUACGCACUGGCCGGUGUCAUACUGUUCGGUUCGGUAAAGUUUGGCGAAAACAUUUCCCGACACGCCAACUUCCGUACGGCACCGAACGGUGUCAUCACAUUGUUCCGUAUAGUUACCGGCGAAGACUGGAAUAAGAUAAUGCACGACGCAAUGCUAUCGCCACCGUUCUGCACUCGUGGCCACGACUACUGGUCAACCGAUUGCGGCAACUUUUCCGCCUCACUAUCCUUCUUCUGUUCGUUUUACGUAUGCAUCACUUAUAUCGUAUUGAAUCUAUUGGUGGCCAUUAUUAUGGAAAACUUUUCCCUAUUUUACUCCAACGAAGAGGACGCCCUCCUGUCCUACGCCGAUAUCCGUAACUUUCAGAAUACCUGGAAUUUGGUCGACCUAUCCCAACGGGGAAUGAUUCCCGUAUCGAGAGUCCGGUUUGUCCUACGGCUGCUCAAAGGUCGGCUGGAAGUUGAUCCCAACAAAGAUCGGCUACUAUUCAAACAUAUGUGUCACGAAAUGGAACGGCUGCACAACGGCGAAGAUGUAACCUUUCACGAUGUCCUCAAUAUGUUGUCCUAUCGAUCGGUAGAUAUAAGGAAAUCCUUACAACUGGAGGAAUUGCUUGCUCGAGAGGAACUGGAGUUUUUGAUCGAGGAAGAGGUAGCAAAAGCAACGAUACGUUCGUGGCUCGACAAAUGUCUUCGGCGGAUCAAAAAAGAAAAACAACACCAAUCGCUGCUACAUUCGCUUCGGGCACAAAACGAACCGCUACUGCCGCUGAACGUCGGAACACUGGCCGAUGCCGAAGAUGCCUUAGCAAUGACCGGCGGUACACCCAAUGCCUUCAAAGUGGCCACCCGUACCGAUUCGAUGAACUCGUCGGGUCGUAAAGUCUUGUUGGCGCCGAACGAAAUUCGGUCACGACUUUUACCGCUAGUAUCCGAACGCGAGGACAGCGAUACCGAACAGAACAGUUUGCUGAAGAAUACGAAAAUGAAUUCAUUGAUUCAGCCGAAGGCUCAUCUGAUUGUCGGCGAAGUACACGACUGGUGGGACUCACAGUAAUUCAAACCAAAAAUAAAUCAAUCAAUCAAUUCAUUGGUGUUAUUAUUAUUGUUGUUAAUAGUUAUUCAAUC